AUGCAUGCCGUUAGUUGCUUCCUGAUUGUUUUUUUUUUCUAACUCAAAUCAAUUAUGUUCAGACUUGUAACCGUUUUAAUUUCUUUUGAUUUAUUUCACUUCAUAGAAAACCGAGAAUGUAAUGGAGUAAGUGGAAAGGUAUGUUGCGAUGGGUAUGCGCUGAAUGAAAUAACCAGGCAGUGCGAAAAGUGUCCUAUAGGGUAUCAUCGUAGCAACUGUUCUGAGAAAUGCGCUUACCCUGUCUACGGAGAUGAUUGUCAAUAUAUAUGUCAUUGUAACAAAAAUGAAUGCCAUUUUGUCACUGGGUGUACUUACAACGAGACAUCAUUCACAGACAAUAGGCUAAGUCCCAUAAGAGAAGACACAACUAAGCGCAACCUUUUGUCUUCAACGAACAAAUUGGUUAUACACCGCACCAUUAAUUACGAUUUUUCCUUGGACAGUAACAUAUACAGCGAUACCACACUCGCAUUUUUGCUUCCAGAUACCGACUUGUUAAAAGACUAUUUAGUGGUUCGUAUUAUAAUCGGCUUAAUUGGAGUUUUUGUCUUCUUCUUUGCCAUUUUUGUUCUGACGUAUAUCUAUUUUAAAUGCUUCCGGAAGACGACCAAUACUAGUGAUAGGGUAAAAGAAACGGAGUGGCAAGCUCAAUACAAAUCUUUGAGUUUUGAUGCAGUGGAACCCCAGCUGAUUCCAUUACACCCAGAUCAACAGGGGCGGGUGAAUGCAGAUUUCACAUACCUUACUCCAGUGUUUAGUGGCAACGAGAGUCGAGAAGCACGUCACACAGGUGAAAUAAGAAAUGAAAAUGAGAUAAUACCUGAGACCCUUCUACAAGAACAGAGAGUUUGCAACCAAAAAAGUACCAGCAGACAGGAUGAACCAAACAGUACAAAUAUGCAUGAUGAUGUUCAAGAGCAUGUCUACAUUGAGAUUACGGAAGAAAAGAUUGAAAGUUCGAAAUGAGAUGCAGAUCCUGAAAAUGAAAACAAAAGGUUUACCUACACUAAGGCUAACAAGAAAUAACUCUUAACGAAUCUGAUGUAGAAAUAGUCAUUGGUGUAUAUAGCAGUGUCUACAUGUGCGUACAAGAAUUGUGGUUUUUAAAAUCAUACGAAAUAAGAGGGUUUCUAUUUUAUAAAUGCAUUAUUCCUUUUAUUUCUGUAUUAUAUUUAUAUGUUAUCAAUUUGUUUCAUUUAUGUAGUAUAUGUGAUCAAAUAAACUUAAAAUAUUAA
This is a messenger RNA of Magallana angulata, 1235 nucleotides long. RefSeq lists its product as uncharacterized. Lineage: Eukaryota; Metazoa; Mollusca; Bivalvia; Ostreida; Ostreidae. Bases 55 to 966 code for a protein of 303 amino acids. The record is from RefSeq and is a predicted model, not a curated record. The transcript is spliced from 4 exons.